Molecule: messenger RNA, 1200 nt
Organism: Momordica charantia (bitter melon)
Lineage: Eukaryota; Viridiplantae; Streptophyta; Magnoliopsida; Cucurbitales; Cucurbitaceae
Gene: ACD32.1
Product: alpha-crystallin domain 32.1
Source: RefSeq, a predicted model, not a curated record
CGCGCGCCAAUUAUUAAACACUACAAACGCAUUUUCAGUCUUCUCCAGAAACUGCUACAGUUUUAUCAGAGGGUUUUAUUUUCUCCAGCUUUUCGGCGCUUUUUCGAUGGAGAACCAUGCCGGGAAACGCAGACUCGACAUGAUCGCCGCCCACCUUGCUCCUGCCGGUGAUAUUUCCGCUGCUCACGCACACGUUCUCCCCGCGAAUUGCAGUAGCUAUGGAAGCUCUGUCAUUCGAAGGUGCGAUAACAGGAUGUUCUUUGCGCGGCAAGGAUCCGAGUCUUGUGGUGCUUAUAUGAGGCAGGCUUCGAUUACAGAGAAUAUAUAUCAGGGUAAUCAAAGAUCUAAUUCUCAAGCGUCCCUGGAUGCUUAUGAAGGACCAUUAUAUUCAAGACCUGCAACGGAGGGAAGGAUUCCGGGUGUUGGAAUAGAACAGCCCGUGGCACAGAAUUUCAAUUUAAUUGCGUCUGAACCUCCAUUGUUUGCCAGGGCAUGCUUUGGAAUCAGUGAACAUAACAACCAUUUCGUUUCGGAGACAAAGCAGCCAUCCUCUGGAUCAAAUGGAAUUGGUGGAUGUUCUCCGAGGAUGGAUGUGGCAGAAUCAGGUAGAGGUUAUGUACUAACCGUGGAAAUUCCAGGAGUCAAGAUCAAUGACAUCAGAGUUGAGGUCGAUGAUCAAAAGUUGACCAUAAUCGGCAAACGCUCAAAUCAAUACCAUGAAAUGGUAGGAUGUUCAAGAGAAUCUAUCCGUUCAUAUCACAAGAGAGAGAUUUUACAAGGACCUUACCAAGUGGUGUGGCCACUUCCGAUCAACAUUAACAAGGACGGAGUAUCAGCUGAGUUCUGGGAUGGAUUGCUGCGGAUUACUCUACCGAAAUUCUGAGAAUUGUUUUUGUCAAAGGCAUACAAACACGUGAGAUAUAUGGUAUGCUCAAACCACACCCGAUCUAUACCAUCCAGUGUCUUUGUAUCCAUACAGCCUAUAGGUGGAUACCCAAGAACUACAAGAUACUUAUGAAUAAAUAUGGAUUACUGUCAAAGUAUAUGUGUAUCUUGUUUGUUGUAAUGUCCUGCUUUGUACAAUGUUGUUGCUGGAAAUUGGGCUUUUGGCUAUUGCUAUGUUAUAUGAUGGUUUUAUAUCCAACUUGUAUCUGAAAUUGGUCUAUAUGUUAUAUUUAAGUAUCAAUUCUACUUCUAUAA